GAAAAGGGACAUGUUAGAGGCUGGCAGGGCCGCGCCACAGCACGUCUAGACAGGGGAACGGACACCCCCUCAGAGAUGGGCAACAUAGCCCAAAGACAAAGGAGACGAGUGUGAACAGUGUAGCUACAGCCUGGGCUCGGUGUGGUGGUCCUGGACGCUCGCAUGCAAGAGUUAUUUAAUGUUGAAAAUGUGGGAGAUGGUGGCGUUACCGAGAGCGAGCUCUCCCUUCCUGUCGUCUAGGACAAGAUGGCAGCAAUGCAGGCGAACUGUACAUGGUAUGGACUUAUAAGUCCAUAACAUGUUCAGAGAAGCCCUGGAUUAUAUUUAUAGUGACUCUAUGUGAAGGUAUGGCCUCACAAGUCUUGGUCUACCCACCACACAUUUAUCAAACCCAGACAAGUGCCUUUAGCAGCGUGAAGAAACUCAAAGUUGAGCCCAGCAGCUGUGUGUACCAUGACAGGGCACACCCGCGGACUUAUCUGAACAGCAGAACCCUUGGCAUUGUGCACCCGACAAAACAAGCCCACUCAUUUGUGAACCGAGACUUGGCAGUGGGCCUCAAAGUUCGUGGAGGAAAAGAGUACCCGGUGCAGACGGUGGUGGUGCGUGGCGUACAGAGACAACAGCCCGGCAAGAGAGGAGGCGGAGGAGCGGGACCCGGCCCGUUCGUGGCCUCGCAGCGACAGGAGGCAGGGGUUGUCCACUCGCAGGACGGGCAGCAGCAGCAGCAGCAGCAGCAGCAGACGACAGACAUAGCAAGUGGGAGCAGCAGUGGAGCAACAGGGGCAGGAGGAGGGGGAAGGGGAGAGGGCUGCAGUGGCGGAGGCGAGGGAGACGGCGAGGAAGAGGGCGACAGAGAAGAGAACUGUGGAGGUUUGAACUCAGCUGACAGCUCUCAGCGAUGUGGGCUGAAACGUAAAAGUGAGGAGCUGGAUAACCGAGGGAGCACCAUGCAGAUUGUGGAGGAACUGUCAAUGUUGCCUGCCAUGUUGCAAACUACAAACGUGGGAAAUGCCGCCGUGACAGCGCCUGCGGCCGUGGGGGCCGGAGGGGGCCCCACCAAACAGGGUGUGGGGCAUGGGGGCGUAGGUGCAGCGGGAGGAACAGGAGGAGGAGAUGGGGACUAUCAGGUAGUACAACACGAAGUCCUGUGUUCCAUGAAGAAUACUUAUGAAGUGCUGGAUUUCUUGGGACGAGGCACAUUUGGCCAGGUAGUGAAGUGCUGGAAGAGGGGAACCGGGGAGGUGGUGGCUGUGAAGAUCUUGAAGAACCACCCUUCAUAUGCACGGCAGGGCCAAAUUGAAGUUGGCAUCCUCGCUCGCCUGAGCGGGGAGAAUGCAGAUGAGCACAACCUGGUGCGAGCGUUCGAAUGCUUCCAGCACCGCAGCCACACCUGCCUGGUAUUCGAGAUGCUCGAGCAGAACCUGUACGACUUCCUGAAGCAGAAUAAGUUCAGCCCGCUGCCCCUCAAAGUGAUAAGACCUGUGCUGCAGCAGGUGGCCACAGCUCUGAAGAAGCUGAAGAGCAUGGGUCUGAUUCAUGCAGACCUCAAGCCUGAGAACAUCAUGCUGGUGGACCCGGUGAGACAACCCUACAGGGUGAAGGUGAUUGACUUUGGCUCAGCCAGUCACGUGUCCAAAGCAGUGUGUUCCACGUACCUCCAGUCUCGGUACUAUAGGGCUCCAGAGAUUAUUUUGGGAUUGCCGUUUUGUGAAGCCAUAGAUAUGUGGUCCCUAGGCUGCGUGAUCGCUGAGCUUUUUCUGGGCUGGCCUCUCUACCCUGGGGCCCUGGAGUAUGACCAGAUUCGCUACAUUUCUCAGACACAAGGUUUGCCUGGAGAACAUUUGUUGAAUGCAGGGACAAAAACAACUCGGUUCUUUUGCAAAGAGUCCGACUCCCCUUAUGCAGCAUGGAGACUAAAGUCAACAGAUGAGCAUGAGACGGAGACGGGAAUGAAGUCAAAGGAAGCAAGGAAGUACAUCUUCAGCUGUUUGGAUGACAUAGCGCACGUGAACUUAAUGAUGAAUCUGGAAGGUAGUGACUUGGUGGCAGAGAAGGCAGACCGCCGGGAGUUUGUAGGCCUGCUGAAGAAGAUGCUGCUGAUCGACGCAGAGGAGAGGAUCGCCCCUGCAGAAGCUCUCAGCCACCCGUUCGUGACGAUGCAACACCUGCUGGAUUUUCCCCACAGCAACCAUGUGAAGUCAUGUUUCCACAUCAUGGAUGUUUGUUGGACGCGUCCCGCUGCGUAUGAGGCUGCCAACAGAAACAAAGGUCCGUUCGUCAGACCUGUAACUACAACCGCUGCUGCCUCAGCCAACCACCCUUUCAGCAAGAUGACUGCAGUCCACGCUCAAGGACUAGCUCCAUCUGCACCCUCAGUGAUGCAUCCUGGGAUUCCACUGCAGACACAAAGCAGUCAGUUUGGAUGCAAUGAGUCAUUUCAGCAGGCCCUUAUCCUGUGUCCCCCGACCAUUCAAGGCAUCCCACCCAACACAGCCAAACCAGCAGGCUACUCUGUUCGAAUGGAGGCGUCUGUGCCUCUGGUCACUCAAGCACCGUCGAUCCAGCCCAUACAGAUCAGACCCGGAGUCAUCACACAGGCCUGGUCGAGCCGUGCGCAGCAGAUCUUGGUGCCCGCUUGGCAGCAGGUGACAUCAGUGCCUCCACCAACAACCACUCUGGCAUCUGACACUGUAGCAGGCUCGCAGAGAUUGGGUGACUGGGGGAAAGUGCGUCCCCAUGGUAACCAUUACAGCUCCAUGAUUGCACACCCUCAGCCGUUCUUAACCAACCAAAUGACCAUGUCCACCCACCAGCCAAUCAACAUAGGCAUUGCACAUGUGGUGUGGCCUCAGCCAGCUGCCAACAAGAGGGCAAAGCCUUGCGUGAACAGGACCAGCAAUGUCUCCCAAAACACGAACAUCCAAAAUUUAGCAUGUCAAUCCCCAAAGAUGGCCGAUACAGCAAAGAAUGUGGAUGAGGUAGAAGAGGAGGCCGCCAGAUGUCCAGAGGAAGGUCACGCCGCCGGCGAGGGCCAGGGAGCAGGUCACGUGGAGCAGGACGCCAAGGAGAACUGCUGUAAAGUGGAGCCGGACUGCGAGGAGCUCUCCGUGUCGCAGGAGCAGCGGCAGGCCAUGGUGAUUUCUGACCUUGCUAGCCCGACUGUUAGUGUGAUCAGCAUCAGCAGCGACGAGGAGGAGAGCGCACAGAGGCACUCACUGGCCGAGUGUAAGGGCAGCGCAGAGUGUGAGGCCUGUCAGAGCACGGUCAGCAUGGAGAGAGUGUGUUCUCUCAGCAGUCCAGACAGUACGCUCAGCACCAGCUCCUCCGCCUCCGCCCAGUCCAGCGCCUCGCCGUGCAAGCACCCCAACAGCAUGUCGGAAGACGAGCAGGAGAGCGGCUGCGACACGGUGGACAGCUCGCCCGCCUCACACGGUCACAACAACAGUCCCUUCACGGAGCGGCGCUACAUCGCUGACAACAACCAGAACUGUGAGCCCCGCGUUGCGUGCGUCGCCCCGGAGACCGAACCCAGCAAGCCCACGGUCCGUACGGUUGUGGUGCCUCCGAUGCGAGUGCAGAACAACAACAACAACAACCCUGCGGCCAAUGAAACACCCGGCAACACAGUCUUGGAGUCUUCAUGCCUAUCCAAAGGGCGAGGUAUUCCUGGCCGGCAGCAUCACCACUCCACUCCCCUCCUCAACAGGCCGCAGAAACUCACCCCUGCAUUCCAGCCUCAGCAACAGCAGCCUAUCGGCUUUGGGCAGGUUCAACACUUCGGUUCCUGCCAUCAAGAAUGGAACGGCAAUUUUGCCCACCGCAGACCGCAGGCCUACAUCCCCCCCACCAUGCACGGGCACACCUUCACGCUCUCCCACAGCAGCCCAAACCACAACGCAGGCCCCCACCCACACCUUGGCGGGCACCCUCACUCGCAGCCCCCGUUACUGUCGUACCCUCCGUCGGGGCCCUUGGUCACGGCGGCGCCCGUGGCCCACCUCCUGGCGUCCCCUGGGGCCUCCCGCCCGGUGCUGCAGCCCACCUACAGCAUCUCCCACCCAGCAGGCAUCGUGCAUCAAGUGGCCGUGGGCAUCAACCCGCGGCUCCUGCCCUCCCCCACCUUGCACCCCCAAGGCCAAUUCAAGCCCCUGUUUCCCCCGCACUCCUACAUCGCCUCGCCCGCCUACGGCAGUUUCCCCCUCAGCCCUACCAAAAUAAACCAGUACCCUUACAUCUGAACGCGUCUGCUCAGGUACCCUUCAUACCACCUGAGGGCUAAACGAGCAGCGCGAAAUCGAUCCUACACCACAAAACAGCAUGGUUUUCAUCUCCGGGAACCAUGGCACAACCACAGAUAAAGCAAGCUAUUUUUUGAAUCAUGUAGACUUGAGUGUAAUUGAACUUCGAGCUUUAAAAAAAAAAAAAGAGAGAGAGAGCGAGCGAGAAAAAAGAAAAAAAGAGUUCCAAUGGUGGAGAUGAUUAGGCAAAAAUUAAGAAGGAAAUAAUGUAUGAAUGAUUGAAUGAAAGAAUGAAUGAGUAGUUAAACUCACACUUAAUGUGUUUUGCACAUUUGAUAUACCUUUGCAUUGGAUCUUCUACGAAUACUCCUCAAGACAGGUAAAUAAUUGGGGUGUUGUUGAAUAGUUAGACUUUGCACCCCUUGAUCCCAGCUAUUUUUCUAUAUUGCCUUCUUACGUGUGCAAGACACAUCCAUAUUUGUAAAGCCAUCCCAGUCUUUUAGCUCUAGAUCAACAGAUGCACAUGUCGUCCACGGUGUACGUCGUACUGCGUUUGAAGUAUUUGUACCUUUUCGGUGUCCUUUGGUGUUAGCAAUGUCAAGUCAAUUAACCAAUUUUAAAUAGGGUUGUUCCUCACGCUGCAUGUGGUCUUGCAUGAGCAAAAAUGUAAAACGGAAAGAUGCAUAGACGUUGCUCUUAUUGUUUGUGUCACAAGACUCGCUGCAUUGUAUAACUGUCCCCAGCCAUAGUGCCUUACAUAUUUGAGGUUGUUAAUGUUACUACUUAUAUAUGACUAUAUACAUGAAUAUUAAUGUACUGGACUGCAGCACUUGAAAUUCCAAUCAGUCGAUGCAUCCUAUGUGUGAGUAUAUAUAUGCACAUGUGUAUAUGUCCAUGCAUAGCCUGCAUGGAUGUGAUGUAUCGCGGAUAGCGGUGCUUAUUUUUUGGAGUCGGUGUAUAAUUCAGUGUGUAGUGAGUUACCUUUUCUGUUCUUUCAAGAAGAACAGCAUGCUUUGCUGUUGCGAAUGCCUGCUGUUUCAUUAAAAAAAAAACGUUUUUUUUUUUCCUUUCAUUCUUCAGUUCCCGAAUGAACUAGUGUACAAAGUGCAAGUACUGAGUAUUGCUUAAUAUUUGAUAAUCACUUUCUAUUUAGUGAAACUCUUACUACUAACAGUAUUUGUACUGUUUGAAACUGCAAUACAAUCUAAAUAGUCGUUGAUUAUAUUUUUUUUUCCUUUUUUUUUUUGUCUUCGGAUUUUCAUUUUGAGUGUUUUCACUUUGUUUUUGUUGUUGGUUUUUUCUUUUUCUUUUCUUUUUUUUUAGAUGUUUAGAAGUGUGGUCGGCAUGGCUUUGACUAGGUAAGGAAAAAAUGCAAAUUAAUUCACGGUAUGGAAUCUUCUAAGCCUGAGCAAACCAUGCAGUAUUUGAUAUACACACAUAUAUGGACAUAUAUUAUAGAGUUAGACUAUUUAGUACAGAUGCUUGAUAAGGUGUGAGUUAAUUGUGUGCAAUUCUCUCAUUUAUGCAUGUGUGACAAAGUUAACUUUUCCCUUUACAUUAUACCAUUUGUUAAAGGCUUAAGGCUUAUCGGUGUCGACUGCUUAUUUUAUACAUUCCGUCAGGGAGGAUAUAUACAUAUAUAUGAUGGUAGCACCAGUCUAUAUAUAUGUAGAUAUGCUGUGUGUGUGUGCAUUUUUUUUUUCUGUUCAUAUUUACUAGUUUUGUGUGUAAUUUUUUUUUUCUUCCCCCGUUUGUUUUUUUGUCUUUGAUUUUCAAAUGAAGUUGCUUGUGCAGCACCAAAGACUGUAAUUCAUUUCUCGAGCAAGGUAGCUAUUCUGUUCGCGUAGACCUCAGUUAUACUCUAGUCGUAGAAUGGGGUUAGAUUUAAAACAAACACACACACACACAAAGAAAAAAAAAAACUCGUAUUCAAAAGAAGAAAAAAAGAAUAAAAACAGCCGAGGUUUUGUCUAGCUUAUUGGGCAAUUAAUAAGUCGUAUCAUUUCUUUCUUGAAUGUAUCAUAGAUAAGCUGCUACAUGAUGAUUGCCACUUCAAUAGCUGUGAAAUUAGGUGAUUUCUCUCUGAGUUUAAACCUAGCGUUGCUAUUUUUGUAUAGGUCCCUAAUUAUCUGAACUAGAAGUGGUUUUGAUUUUUGUGUUUUGCGUUCAUAUUUGGAGUGUCAUUGUAACUACUGUACUGCUGAUGAUGAACAUUAGUUGCAUUUGUUGUUUCUCGGGGUGCGUGUUUUUGCAUCAGUAUUUUAUCCUUAUUAACCUUUCGGGCUCGUCACUGCAUAUAAAUGAUGUAUCGAUGUAACUUAAUUUUUUUUGUAUGUUUUCAUAUUGAUGUUUUGUACACAUCUGAAGCUGUAGCUUGCAGGAUUGAUUUAACUUUCUUCUCAUUGUACGUAUUUGGUAAACUACCAGUACUCUAUAGGUGAGUUACAGGAGCACUGUGAGACGCCAGGAAAAAAAAAAAGAAAAAAGAAAUCCAUUCUGUCCAUUGGAAAGCUUCUGUAAUGUUCCCACCAGUCACACACACAAACACACUCGCCACGAAGCACUUAAACAGGUUGUGAGGCUUGUGAGGGUUUGGUUAUUUCGACUGUCCACAAAGAUUAUAGCCCAACGUUUUCUGUUCCAAAAAAUUAUCUUUCACGACUUGUUAUGAUUUGAGCAAGUACUUAUUGCAACCAUUUUUUUUUUUUUAAUCUGUUCAAUGUUAUAUAUCCGGCUAGAAUAUCGGUGACACACUCGGAUAUUCAGAACUGCCUUGUGUUCAGAUCGCUCUCCCCUUUAUGAGUGUCUCAUGUCGAAAAUGAUGUUUUGUCAGUGCAAAAAAAAAAAAAAAAAAAAAAGGAGGAAAAAAAAAGCGUGGCCAUUGUUAUGUGUCCUUUAUUAAAAUUGAGACAGUGUGAGCAGCACUGUGUAUGUGCCUUGAGAUUUAGGAAAGUGUGAAUUGGUGAUAGUGAUUCCUCGCAGCUUAUUCUGGGAGGAAGGCGUAGAAUCCGGUAACAGUUCGCGAACGUGUAGUGAGUCUCGUUAUUUGCCGCUCCACCACGAAUUUCAGAAACAAAUACUCGAUAUAGGACUUCAUCUCGGUGUCAUUCCAGAGAGUGUGACUCUGUAGACUCGUACAAACACGGCGGCGGGUCUUAUCUCAUUUCAGACGGUCGCCACCAAAGCCUCUCUGUGAUAACACACUAAAGAAAAAGACACACACACACACACCCACACACGAUCCUUGGAUAGUCACUCUGGCUGAACAGCAGAUGCAAUACUUUACAUUGUGCGGUCAUUGCACCACCAAGUGUUCUUAGAUAAUCUCCAUGCUUUACAUUUGCUUGCAUGUUACACCUGAGUUGCUUCACGUUGUCUGCCUACAAGCCGCCCGCUCCGAGCAGCUUCUCCACCGUGCAAGUUAGGGCUGAGCGCCGGCCGACCGGGGCACAGCGGACGACAUUGGGCCUUUGCGAAAUCAAAGAAGCCACGCUUUACGUCCGGGAUUAGUCUGCACAGACGUGUGCUCUGCGUUCUGGAAGGAAAAAAAAAAAAAAAGUACUUUGUCAAGGAGAUUACUGUCGCUUCUGUCAGUCAUUGAGUGCAAUAC
Molecule: messenger RNA, 7851 nt
Organism: Salarias fasciatus (jewelled blenny)
Lineage: Eukaryota; Metazoa; Chordata; Actinopteri; Blenniiformes; Blenniidae
Gene: hipk3b
Product: homeodomain interacting protein kinase 3b
Exons: 16
Coding region: 273-4241 (1322 amino acids)
Biological process (GO): peptidyl-threonine phosphorylation; peptidyl-serine phosphorylation
Cellular component (GO): nucleus; cytoplasm; PML body
Molecular function (GO): protein tyrosine kinase activity; ATP binding; protein serine/threonine kinase activity
Source: RefSeq, a predicted model, not a curated record